Messenger RNA from Cuscuta campestris, 1195 nucleotides. The record is from the annotation of a GenBank genome assembly. NCBI's taxonomy places the organism in Eukaryota, Viridiplantae, Streptophyta, Magnoliopsida, Solanales, Convolvulaceae.
AGUACAACUAAUAAGUCUCCCACCAUUUCGUUCAUUGAAAAAUGCUAACACAUGAUGAACGUUAGUACGGACCAUCUAACCUUUUACUCAAUAAGCUUCUUUCCUUCUAUAAAUUGGAGCAUCAGCUUCCUAUAUAAUAUUUCUCAUGUAACACACCAAAACCAACCAAACAUGACGACGGCGACGACUUUCCUUCAUCGUCGUCAUCCUCUCCCGUCCAUUUCCCUCAUCAUAACCAUCUUCUUGUCGUCCUUCCUCCCCUGGACCACCCUCUCAUCAAGACCAUUCCCGUCCCAGCCGGUGCUCGGCACGGACGGGAAGGAGCUAAAACUCGGCGAGCCCUACUACGUCUUCUCCACCCUCCUACCGAACCCGCAAGGGCUGUGCCUUGUGGACAACGCCGCCUGCCCGGACGACGUCGUCCAGUGCCCCUCCUUCUACGCCGGUGACCUCCUCGGGCUGCCCGUCACCUUCUCCACCAUCAGCCCGAGCGAGGACCCCGUCGUGCGGGAGGACACCCCCUACCACAUCCAGUUCCCCCCUCUCCCUGGGGGGAACUGCAGUGACGACACCGGGAACCUCUGGUACGUCAAAGACGACCCAGACACUCCGAACAAGGAGUUUGUCGCGAUCGGCCCGGAGAGCCUCGCGGUGGAGUUUAGGAUCCAGAGGGUGUUGGUGGGGUACAAGAUUGUGUACUGCGUGUUGAUUCCGAUUCCGCCCACUCCCGUUUGCUAUGGGAUCGGGUUGAUAUGGGAGAACGGGUAUAACCGUUUGGGUAUUGGGUUGGGUGUAAACUUGACCCAGUUUUUCUUUACCAAUAACGUGACUCAUCAUCGUCGUCAUCAUCUUGGUGCUCGAUCCGACCCGGUGGACAUUAAGCUCGCCAGCCAUGAGCUCCUAGCUAGCUGAUUCAGCGACGACAUAAAAUAAUACUUUGUGGAGUGUAUUGAUUUGAAAUUAAUUCGUGUUGUUACAUAGAUGGAGGGCAUGCAUGUAAUAAUAAUUUGUGUGUUUAAUUAGUGUGCUCACACCUUUAUCCCUAUAAUGGUUUCUCAUUGUUGCUUAACUAGCUUAAGCAUUUGCUUUGGAAAGUUUUUUGGAUUUGGAAUCUAUGUCACUAGUACCUAUUUGGGCUUUUACAUGUUUAUUUUGGAUUAAUUGCAUCACUUUUUGUUCGAUGCUAAUGCUCACG